Molecule: messenger RNA, 1710 nt
Organism: Lingula anatina
Lineage: Eukaryota; Metazoa; Brachiopoda; Lingulata; Lingulida; Lingulidae
Biological process (GO): DNA integration
Molecular function (GO): nucleic acid binding
Source: RefSeq, a predicted model, not a curated record
AUGGCUGCAGAGAGAAAUCAAAAACUCCGGUCGGCGAACCGAGCCCAGCUAACGAAGCUGUUUCAACGAGCAUCAAGUUUGAUGUCUGAUGAGCCGUCCGUAGAAAAUGUGGAAACAUUGGACUUAACGUACGAACUAAUCGAGGAAAAGAUGGACUAUCUAAAAACAUUAGACGAAAGAAUUCUGUCCAAACUUUCAGAUGAAAAGAUGGAAGACGGCGUUGCCGAAGCAGACGAAUUUAUGUUUUCAGCUAAAGAGAAGCUCCGUUGCAUUCGAAAACAUAAAGAAAAUAUACAGUCAGAAGAACGCCGAAGCGAGCCUUCGAUUUCUAACGCUCCCACUCCAAGUCAUGACCCUCCGCGGAGCAACAUGAAACGAAAUUACAGGCUCCCCAAACUCAUCCUAUCCAGGUUUGAUGGAAAUCUCCUUCAAUGGCCCGCUUUCAACGACGACUUCGUCAGUGCUAUAGAUGAAAACGAGACGCUGUCAACUAUCGAGAAAUUCCAGUUUUUACGGGCGCAGUUGGACGGCGAACCGUUUUCUACAAUCGCGGGAUUACAGCUUACGGCUAAUAAUUACGAAAAUGCGAAGGAACUUCUUCGAGAAAGGUAUGGACAAACUCACAAAAUCAUUAAUGCAUUCAUGAGAGCUCUUUGGGAGCUUCCACGCCCCGAUGAAGAUAUAAAAUCAUUGAGAUUUUUCUACGAUAGGAUCGAGACUUUCAUUAGAGGACUCAGCUCUUUAGGAAAAGAAGAACAAAGUUAUGGAGAACUCUUGAUUCCUAUGAUUCUAGAUAAAUUGCCUGCCAACACGCGCAGACAAAUCGCAAGAGCGCAUGGAAACAAUGAAUGGUCAAUCGCCAAUCUGCGCACUACACUUAAGUCUGAGAUCGACGCCCUACAAGCUGGAGAAAUAGACGGGUUCAACCAAGAGAAAUCGUACCGACCCACUGCUGCGUUUUUCACCAAUAGUAACACGAAGAAAACGACGAACAAGCCGAAAAGAAAAUUGAAAUGCGCUUUCUGCAAAAAUGAACAUAGCUCUAUCACGUGCCCAGUUGUGUCGGAACAGGAAAAACGCUUUGAAAUAGCAAAAAGAGACAAUUUAUGCUUUAACUGUCUUACGCCCAACCAUACAAGCCGAAAAUGCCUGUCUAAAUUUCGCUGCAGAAGUUGCAAUGGAAAACACCACACCGCCCUUCAUGCUAAGCAAAACAGUGAACCAAGCGCCCCUCAGAAAGCGCGGGAACCGCCUGCUGUGGAACAUGCGGCGAGCACCUUCACUCAAGGGGCAAAAAAUCAAAGGAAUGUUGUCUUGUUAAAAACGGCUAUCGUGGAGGUCUCCAACAAACAAACACCCUUCCAAUUAUCGGCAACUAGUGGGGUCUUGUUCGACGAAGGAGCGACCAGAUCAUUCAUUACAGAAGAGCUUGUUCAUAAACUUCAGCUCCAGCCAACUCAUUCUGAGGAGAUCAAUUUGUCUGUAUUUGGAAUGGACUGUAAACAACCUCAGACUUUUGACAUCAUCACAAUCUCCUUGAAAACAACAUCAAAAGAAUUUGUUGAUAUUAACGCAGUCGUCGUUCCUGAAAUUUCCGCUCCACUCCAUAAUUUAGUGACACGUAGGACAGGCAAUUUGUCCCACUUAAGGAACUUGAGACUGGCUCACACACCAUCUGAUGACAGAUCGCCUUUUUCGUCUCUGUGCUAA